AUCAUUACAUGACAUUCCCUCUCAAUUCUAAGCUUGCACAGUUCCCCAUUCCCCAAAUCACCGACAAAUUGGAAAGCUAUAUAAAUCCAAAGAAAAAUAUCAAUAAAUUCCUUUCCUUCAGAUCCAAUCUUCUAAUUCUCACGUACCCAGAAAUCCAGUUCAAAAUUCACACACAGUGAAAUCACAAAUUGAAGUCUGAGUAAAUUAGCCGUAACAAUCUUGUUCUUGAUCAAGAACAAUGAAGGAAGUGAAGAACAGGUGUCUUACAUGUUCAGUAUUUUUUGUCCUGUUCUUCUUAUUCAGUUUAUUCUUUUUCCAAACUAUUGACUACAAAUCGAGGCUCCUUUUAUUCUUCCCCCGUCGGUUCAGCAACAGCACGCUCUGCCACGGCCGAUUAAGGCAGCUGAAAAUAUACAUGUACGACCUUCCGCGGCAGUUCAAUGUCGGAAUGCUCGAUCCGAAGCUGCCAGUGACGGCGGAGAGUAAUUUGGCAUGGAUGGGGAGUGGUGGACUCCGGCGGCAGCACAGUGUGGAGUAUUGGAUGAUGGCUUCCUUGUUGUACGAGGGUAAUGGUGAAAAUGGGUCGACCCGGGAGGCUGUUCGGGUCAUGGAUCCGGAUGAUGCUGACUUGUUCUUUGUGCCUUUUUUCUCUUCGCUCAGUUUUAAUAUUCAUGGCCUCAAUAUGAGUGAUCCAAAUACUGUUGAUCAGAAGUUGCAGCGUGAUAUGGUCAAAAUCUUAAGAUCGUCCAAUCAGUGGAUAAAAUCUGGCGGACGAGACCAUAUAAUCCCCUUGCAUCAUCCAAAUGCUUUCAGACAUUAUCGUGAUAAGGUGAAUUCUUCCAUAUUCAUCAUUGCUGAUUUCGGUCGCACAAUGAACAUAGCUAAACUUGCAAAAGAUGUCGUCGCCCCUUAUGCACACAUGGUGGAAUCAUAUUUCAAUGAUGAUGAAGAGGACCCGUACGAUACUCGUAAGACACUUCUCUUCUUCCGUGGGAGGACUAAAAGGAAAGAGGAGGGAAAGGUUCGUAUGAAACUGCACAAGAUGUUAGUUGGAACACCGGAUGUCAUAUACGAGGAGGGCGAUGCAUCAGAAGAAGGUUUUAAAACUUCCACUGAAGGAAUGCGUUCGUCUAAGUUCUGUCUGCAUCCUGCUGGGGAUACUCCAUCAUCUUGUCGUCUGUUUGAUGCUAUAGUGAGCCACUGCAUUCCUGUUAUUGUGAGUGACAGAAUCGAGCUACCCUUUGAAAAUGAACUCGACUACAAGGAGUUCUCAAUCUUCUUUUCAGUUAACGAGGCAUUGACACCAUCCUAUAUGCUCACUCGGCUCAGGGGGAUUACCGAACAUGAAUGGAUGAAAAUGUGGAGACAGCUUAAAAGCAUUUCUCAUCACUUCGAGUUCCAAUACCCUCCGAAGAAGGACGAUGCAGUCAAUAUGAUUUGGAGACAGUUACGGCACAAACUUCCUGCAAUCAAGCUUUCUGUACACAGAAAUAGGAGGCUCAAAAUACCAGAUUGGUGGUGAUAUUUGUUUAAAAACCUGCAUUUGCCACUUGAAUAUUCAUAGUUAAAUUUUUGCAAAUGCAAGUACAUAGAUAGCAUUCUAGGUACACGGCAGGACACUACUAGACAUUAUGAUAAAUAAAAUUUUUGCUACUUGCUCUUUA
Molecule: messenger RNA, 1664 nt
Organism: Olea europaea var. sylvestris
Lineage: Eukaryota; Viridiplantae; Streptophyta; Magnoliopsida; Lamiales; Oleaceae
Product: probable arabinosyltransferase ARAD1
Exons: 5
Coding region: 239-1522 (427 amino acids)
Molecular function (GO): glycosyltransferase activity
Source: RefSeq, a predicted model, not a curated record